Pyricularia oryzae 70-15 is the source of this 1428-nucleotide messenger RNA. RefSeq lists its product as uncharacterized. The transcript is spliced from 4 exons. Lineage: Eukaryota; Fungi; Ascomycota; Sordariomycetes; Magnaporthales; Pyriculariaceae. The coding region runs from base 100 to 924 and encodes 274 amino acids. The record is from RefSeq and is a predicted model, not a curated record. Gene Ontology annotation, molecular function: oxidoreductase activity, acting on the CH-OH group of donors, NAD or NADP as acceptor.
GGUCCUUUGACAAGUUGGACGAGAUAUCUACCCUGUGCUAAUUCGGUUUCAUUCAAAAGCUCCCACCAUAUCAAGGAGCAUAAGAUACCUGCGGCAAAGAUGGCCCUCCGCCAAAAGCUCGCUGUCGUGACCGGCGGAGGCUCCGGAAUCGGCCGAGCGAUCGCGCACCGCUUCGCUCUCGAGGGCGCAACGUGCGUCCUGGUCGGCCGCGAUCCCACCAAGCUGCAGGAUGCCGUUAGAAACCUCCUUCCCCCGGUCAAGCCCUGGGAUGGUCCCUCACCCGGGCCCCGUGAUGGCAGCAACGCCGCCUUCUUUGCGCCCGAGACGCAUCAUUAUGCGUUUUCCGGCAAUGUGCAGGAUAGUCGUUUUUGGAAUAAACUGCGCCUUGAAUUUAAACAACUUGACAUCUUGGUAAACGCGGCAGGCGUGGCACAGAACAGUCUCCUCGUCAGGACCAAGAUUACCGACAUCGAGGACAUCAUCAACACGAACCUGGUCGGCACCACUCUCGGGUGCAGAGAGGCCUCUAGCAUGAUGAUCCGUCAAGGAGUCAACAGCAGGCCCGCCGACAAGUUCAAGGAGGCUGGCUGCAUCAUCAAUGUCUCCAGCGUCCUUGCCAACAAGCAGGGAGCCGGCGCCGCAGUAUAUGCCGCCUCGAAAGCUGGCGUCUUGGGUCUCACAAGAUCUUUGGCCGUAGAGCUUGGAAAGUACAAAAUCCGUGUCAACGCCCUGGUCCCUGGCUACAUAAACACGCCAAUGACUAACAGCAAAAGCUCAAAGCUGGGUCAAACCGUCAUUGACUCAAUACCCCUCGGCCGGAUGGGCUCGACCAAGGAGGUAGCCGAUGCCGCUCUCUUUCUGGCCACCAACUCGUAUGCACAUGGCUGCAUUCUCAAUCUCGAUGGAGGAUUGAGCGCGGUUUGAGAUGUGCAUCCAACCAGAGGUUCGGGUCGAGAGCUGUACGAUAAGAGGUGUACGAUAAUAGACUGUUCGCUGCAAAAGCUCUCAAUCCUCGUCGUCUGAAAUGACCAAGGCACCACCUUCGUCUGUGACUACGACAACGUCAUCGUCUCCGCCACGUAUCUUGGCUUUCUUCGGCUCCCUUCCGUUAGCAGCUUCAUCGGCUUCGCCGCCCUCGCGAGGUCGCUUGGGGUUUUUCUGCGUCUUCUCGUUGUCGCCCUCCAAAGUAAGGCUUGUGCCAUUCGAGACGACGGCCCCAUUUGAGGUCGGUGGCUGAGGUGGUUUCUUGGCGGGUUUCUUAGGGAUGUCCAGCUUUUUAUCAGGAUGUAAUGCUUGGAUUGCACUAGCGUUGUCAUCGGCAGUUUUUCUAACACCAAAACGUUAGAAAUGGGGCCAUUAACAGUCAUAUUUCCAGCAGUAGAAGAAUACUUACGGUGCUUCGAUAAGAAUAACCACGUUCACAAGCCC